Messenger RNA from Passer domesticus (house sparrow), 1055 nucleotides. Its product is annotated as serine/threonine-protein kinase PAK 3-like. The transcript is spliced from 7 exons. NCBI's taxonomy places the organism in Eukaryota, Metazoa, Chordata, Aves, Passeriformes, Passeridae. The coding region runs from base 151 to 876 and encodes 241 amino acids. The record is from RefSeq and is a predicted model, not a curated record. Gene Ontology annotation, biological process: regulation of actin cytoskeleton organization; regulation of MAPK cascade; intracellular signal transduction. Gene Ontology annotation, cellular component: cytoplasm. Gene Ontology annotation, molecular function: ATP binding; protein serine/threonine kinase activity.
AGACCACAAAUUGCUCAGAGCCCCAGAGAGUGGAGCUGGGUUUCAGAUCUCCUGCAAGCUCAAUCUCUCUGUUUUGAACUUUGCUUCUUGCAUUUUGUUUCUUUCAGGGUGUGUGGUGAGUGUGGAAGAUCCAGAAAAGAAGUACACUGGAUGGGAACAUCUUGGCAGUGGGUGGCUGUAAAGGAACUUUAUCUCCAGCACCAGGGCUGUGAGGGAAUAUUAAAAGAAAUCCUGCUCAUGAGAGAAAAUAAGAACGCCAAUAUUGUCAGCUACUUAGAAAGCUACCUUGUGGAUGAGGCUGUCCUGCUGGUGUUGGAAUAUAUGGAUGGAGGCUCCUUAGCUGAUGUGGUCACCGUGAGAAGGAUGGCUGUAGGACACAUAGCAACAGUGUGUCGGGAGUGCCUGCAAGGCCUGGCUUUCCUUCAUGCCAAGCAGGUGAUCCACAGAGACAUCAAAAGCGACAACAUCCUUCUGGGCCGGGAUGGCUCCGUCAAGCUGGCUGAUUUUGGCCUCUGUGCUGUGCUCAGCCCUGAGCACAGGAAACGGAGGUCGAUGGUCGGGACCACUUACUGGAUGGCACCCGAGGUGGUGAGAAGAGAGCCUUACGGCCCCAAAGUGGACACCUGGUCCCUUGGCAUCGUGGGAAUAGAAAUGGCCACAGGAGAGGCUCCUUAUAUGCAGGAGACCAGUGACAAGGCCAGCUACCUGAUAGGCAAGCAAGGGGUUCCAAAUCUGCAGCAGCUCAGGCUACCCCCUGGCUUGUGUGAAUUUCUGGGCUGCUGCCUGCAGAUGGAUGUGGACAGGCGAGGCUCUGCCAAGGAACUUCUGCAGCAUCCAUUUCUGCAAUCAGCGGAGCCUCUCUUAAGCCUCUUCUGACAGCCUGAUUGCUGCCAUCCCUGCAGCAAGGGAAUGCAGGGAGCAAAGGAGAUGACAAGGACCACUUCAGCACUGGAGAACAGAGCCUCUGAGAGCACGUAGGAAUCCAGAGGAGAGAGGGGCCGGGAAAGAGGCAGCCAUCAGAGCAGGAAAGGAAGGUGGCAUCUCCUCUUGUCCCA